AUGCUUGGAGACGUCGAGAGCGGCAUGUUUGCUCUAAAGCUUGGGGCUAAAAUGCGUGGAAGCCCCAUGACCAUCGACGCGCUUGGGCUACAGGAGAAGAAACCAGCAGCACAUCGCGCGCGUUCGCGCUGGUCAGAUGACAGCGAGUCGAUGCUAUCUUCUCUCGCGCCGCCGCGCGGACAGCCGCCAGAUCAACAUCGCACGUCGGCCCAAGCAGCCGAGCCCAUGGCCGCGCCGCGUCAAGAGGCUUCGCCAUCUGCGACACACAUGGCAGCAUCGAUCGGCAACUACGAAAUGCCUACCACGAAUCAGCGAAAGCUCAACAUUCGCAUGCUCGAUGGGACGGAGCUCUACAAAGGACUCGGGAACGAAUCUGUUUGA
Messenger RNA from Peronospora matthiolae, 381 nucleotides. The record is from the annotation of a GenBank genome assembly. NCBI's taxonomy places the organism in Eukaryota, Oomycota, Peronosporomycetes, Peronosporales, Peronosporaceae.